Molecule: messenger RNA, 1171 nt
Organism: Exaiptasia diaphana
Lineage: Eukaryota; Metazoa; Cnidaria; Anthozoa; Actiniaria; Aiptasiidae
Product: collagen alpha-1(IV) chain
Exons: 7
Coding region: 4-1047 (347 amino acids)
Source: RefSeq, a predicted model, not a curated record
AUAAUGUCGAUGAGAAAAAGUUUUGUUGUGCUGUUCGUUUCCACCAUGUUUUGGGGACCUCAUAAAUGUGAACAUGUCAGGGUUGAGAAACGAAGUCAAAUCAAUCCUUCAACUCUCGCAGACGUGGCAAAAAUCUUGACUGACUACGCUAAAAGAAUAAAGGAUCUGGAGUCAAAGCAAGGAUGGUGUAAGGAUGGCGCGCCAGGAGCACCAGGGUUACCAGGGAAACCAGGCAAGGAUGGCCGUGAUGGAGUCGGUUUGCCAGGAAAAGAUGGUACCAAUGGUAUACCAGGAAAAGAUGGCAUCAAUGGUUUGCCAGGAAAAGAUGGUGCAUCAGGGAAAGAUGGCGUCGGUUUACCAGGCUCACCAGGUCCAAGAGGACGAGAUGGUCGUGAUGGCCUACAUGGUACACCGGGACCGCGGGGAAGUCCUGGUUUGCAAGGUCUACGUGGUGCUCAGGGACUAAAGGGUCCUCCAGGUCCUAAAAGUGCUGGUGUUCAGUACAUACGCUGGGGAAGGACCUCUUGUCCUUCUGGUGCUAACCUCGUCUACAAAGGUCGUGUUGGAGGGGAGGAUCAUAAUAAUCCCGGUGGAGGCUCUAACUAUGUAUGCCUUACAGAGGCACCAAAAUACGCAAGUUACACAAAUGCCCUCAAAACGGUUUCGGCACUUAUGUAUGGAGCAGAGUACCAGGUUCAUUCCGCCAAUCAUCCCAAUCCAUUCAACAACAAGAACCUUCACGAUCACGACGUCCCUUGUGCUGUGUGCUUCAUUCCAAAUCGCAACGCGAAACUUAUGAUCCCGGCAACAUACGAGUGUCCCUUGGGAUGGUCCAAAGAGUACUGGGGAUAUCUUAUGACAGAGUAUUACAAACAUCCCAACCAGAGGAAUUUCAUUUGCGUCGAUCAAGAUGCUGAGCCUGUCAAAGGAACCUUUCAUAAUCAUAACGGCGCGUUGUUGUACGGUGUCCAAGGAAGGUGUGGCUCUCUGCCUUGUCUUCCUUACGUAGAAGGACGGGAACUGACAUGCGUAGUGUGUACCAAGUAAAAUCGUGACAUGCGCAAUACGCCAAGAUAUAUAUGUUCAUGACCGAUCAGUUUAACGCAAUAUAUAUAUUGUAAAAGUAUGAGUAAAUAAAACAGUUAGAAAUGCAGAAAAUAAUUAAAUAAUU